This is a messenger RNA of Didymosphaeria variabile, 720 nucleotides long. RefSeq lists its product as uncharacterized. NCBI's taxonomy places the organism in Eukaryota, Fungi, Ascomycota, Dothideomycetes, Pleosporales, Didymosphaeriaceae. Bases 1 to 720 code for a protein of 239 amino acids. The record is from RefSeq and is a predicted model, not a curated record. The transcript has 2 exons.
AUGGGUCAAUUUCUCACGAAGCUCAAGUCCCGCCGCGAGUCCACGAUCUCUAUCACCAUACGCAAGCAGACCAAAGACUUUGCCCGCGUGUGGCUCCUCUUCUGCGACAGAGUUAUCAUACAACAGACUGCAAAACAGCUCAAUCCGUCUCUCUACCGCGAUCAUUGGCUAUUCCGAAACGAAACAGGCGUAGAAUUCUACGAAACGCGAUGGACCAACCGUCAGCACAAGUAUCCUUCGAGGCUAGGACGAGCUUUGAUAACGGACAACACUUGCUUGGACAGCGUAUAUGUCACUUUCGACAAGAUCAGCCAGCCCCUCUCCUGCGUGCAAAUUGUCGAAUGGAUCACCGUGAAUCCACGUCCACGCCUCGUGCUCAUCCGAAAGCAGGUCGUACGGGCCAAAGAAGAGAUCCUGCACGAGCAUGACUGCAUCCGCAUCACUGCCUUAGACAACUCGCGAUACGUCUUGGAUCUCUCAGGAUGGCAAUUCGGGUAUGACGAUUACUUCUUCACGUGGGAGGAGUACAAGAGCAAGUGCAUGGCUCCCGAGAGCCCGACCACGGUGCGAAAUCCUGUGGUGGAGAAUAUACAAAUUGCAGAACGAUAUUCCGGGUAUCCCAGUCACCUGGAAACGAUUCAGCUUUGGAAGCAUAACGUUACGCAGGCGAGUGAUAGAAAGUUGCGGAGGAUGACAAGGGGCAUCAAGUUGACCUUGUAA